CCUCGCUGUGAAAAUGGCGCUGUCCAGGGUGUGCUGGGCACGGACUGCGCUGUGGGGUUCGGUCGUCACCCCUGGACCUUUGGUCACUCGGAGACUGCAACUUGGUCGCUCUGGCCUCACUUGGGGAGCCCCUCGGUCUUCAAAGCUCCACCUUUCUCCAAAGGCAGAUGUGAAGAGUUUGAUCUCUUAUGUGGUGACCAAGACAAAAGCGAUAAAUGGGAAAUACCAUCGUUUUUUGAGUCGUCAUUUCCCCCGCUUCUAUGUCCUGUACACAAUCUUCAUGAAAGGAUUACAGAUGUUAUGGGCUGAUGCCAAAAAGGCUAGAAGAAUAAAGACAAAUAUGUGGAAGCACAAUAUAAAGUUUCAUCAACUUUCAUACCGGGAGAUGGAGCAUUUGAGACAGUUCCGUCGAGACAUCACCAAGUGUCUUUUCCUAGGUAUCAUUUCCAUUCCACCCUUUGCCAACUACCUGGUCUUCUUGCUGAUGUACCUGUUUCCAAGGCAACUACUGAUUAAACAUUUCUGGACCCCAAAACAACAAAUUGAUUUCUUAGAUAUCUAUCAUGGUCUUCGAAAGCAGUCCCACUCAGAAAUCCUUAGUAAUUUAGAGAUGGUCAUUCCUCUCAUUUCUGAUGCAGGACUUCGGUGGCAUCUGACAGACCUGUGUAACAAGAUACACAAGGGUACCCACCCAGCUGCACAUGAUAUCUUGGCUCUCAGAGAGUGUUUCUGUAACCAUCCUCUGGGCAUGAACCACCUCCAGACUUUGCAGAUGAAAGCCUUGAGCCGGGCCAUGCUUCUCACACCUCAUCUGCCUCCUCCGUUUUUGAGGCAUCGUUUGAAGACUCAUACCACUGUGAUUCACCAGCUGGACAGGGCUUUGGCAAAGCUGGGGAUUGGCCAGCUGACUGCUCAGGAAGUGAAAUCGGCUUGUUAUCUUCGUGGCCUGAAUUCUACCCACAUUGCUGAAGACAGGUGUCGAACUUGGCUGGGAGAAUGGCUACAAAUUUCCUGCAGCUUGAAAGCUGCUUCUUAUCACCUCUGAGGUAUGAAACACAGAGAUAAAAUAGGUAUCUCCACAGCCUAAGAAUCUUGUCAUGCUUAUUUCCUUUGCUGAUGGAGGAAGAUUGUGGACCUGGAGUAUGUUCACAGCUGGUGGGGGUCACCAUCCCUGGCUGGGUAGCCACCCAUUUCCCUGGUACCUGCACCAUACCCCUGACCCUUAAGCCAACUCUGACUGACCUGGCAUUUAAUCCCAGCCUGGCUACAGGCACAUGCUUCUGGGUCACAAUACAGUCGACAGUCACAACCACAUUCUUCCCGAGACAGGCGGAUGGCUCGAAGUUCUUGCUUCUCUUCAGCAUCAAUGCGGUGAACCCCAGAAGCCCUAAGCAGGGCCCGUCGCCGUUUGGUGGGAAGAGGCUGCAGGAAGAAGUAAUCAUCCACUUCCACAUUUUCCACAUCAAUAUCUUCAUCUGAAACAUCAUCCAGUGUCAGGCCAUCAGCCUCUACUGACUCCACGGUCCCAUUCUUGGUCAGCUGCCAAGAGACAGACAGGAAAGGUCAGCCUCAAGCAUCAGCAACACAAACCUCCUCAUGUUCCACUGAAUUUCUGCAUUGAUGGGAAGAUAUGUGUUAUUCACACAGCAGCCACUCUACAGGUGGCCUCUAAGCACUAGAAAUGUGGCAAAUAAGAAGUCAAGUUUUUAAUUUCAUUUAAUUUUAAAUUUAAAUAGCCACAUGUGACUAGUGGGUACCAUAUUGAAAAACAAAGGCCAAGAGAAUGAAACCACAGCAGAAUGGAAGGAUAUCUUACAUGGCUCUAACAUCGCCCUGUCAACAAAGGGACAUCUCCUUUCUGGGUUCAGGUUUCUCAGAAAACUGCUCUCUCACCCUCCCUCCUAGAAGAAAACCUAUUCCCAGAAAUGUUCCCUUCAUUUCUGUAAGUUCAGCUCACUUGUCUUUUUUUUUUUUUUUGGCAUAGGAAAUUAAACCCACAGGUGUUUUACCACUGAGCUACAUCCCCAGUCCUUUUUAUUUUUAUUUUGAGACAGGGUUUUGCUAAGUUGCUGAGGCUGGCCUUGAAUUUCUAAUCCUCCUGCCUCAGCCUCCUGAGUCUCUGGGAUUAGUAGUGUAUGCCACCACUGCAGCUCAGUUCAUUUGCCUUUUCACACAGGAGGGAAAAGGUCUAUCAAUAGUUGUAUGUUCCUGGGAUAUAUAGGUAAAUUGCAAAACACCUUUCAACUUGUACCUCAUAGCCCAAGAUCACCUUCUGAGAAAAAGGGUUCAUUAAAAUAUUAAAGUGUAAUAGCAAGCUAACAGGUCUUGUCAAUGAAACUGAAUCCUGAACAAAUACCUGUGCAUGCUCAGAAAAGCUUCAUUUUAUUGGUAGAAAAUGAGCAUAUUAUCAACAGCUAUCAAAGAAAGCUUUCCCAGCCCAGGGUGUAAAAGAGAUAUAUUCUUUCUCCUUUCUAAUCCUUUUCUAUUUGACUUCAAAGAAGAAUUCCAUGUCAGGCAGGGUGGUAUAAAUAAUACCAAGUGUGCUAUCUAGGGGCAGAAAUCUGGGUUUUCUGGGCUGAGAGGAUAGAAGCCAGGAAAUGGAAUCUCUGUGGAAGGACAGAUUAAAGACAAUCUGUAGCUGAAUGAGUUCUGCAAACUCACUAGAGAAUCCAAGUAAAGAAAAUGAGGCCCCACGGUCCCUGGGGCUCUGGAAGCUGCUGGCAGAAUGAAAGUCGAGUGACUGAAGUCUUUGGUUUAUUUCAUCAGACAACCAGAGAGAGUGCUGGGAAAGGAUCCGCUCCUGGGAGAGAUGUGAUGCAACAAACCCAAGUAGUAAGCUACAUACUUGGUUUGCUUGCUUGUUUGGGGGAAAGGGGAAGUUGUUAAGAAAUGAGGGAAGUAAAGUGCAGGGUCUGGGAGUUCCCCAGCCUUAUUUCUGUACUGGACAGGCAACUACAAGUUUCUCUUCUGUAGAUGGUAGGAUUGCUCCUUUUUGGGUCGCCAAUGUGGGCUUCCCUUCUACUGUCCUCUAAAAGGAAAGAGAUUAGAGAUGCAGAGAAAGAAACCCAUGUAGAAUGUAGAGAAGAGAGUUUAUUCUGAUAGAAGUGGCAUUUCAAAGCAGUGAAGAGUCUUCUAGUUAUUAAGUGAUAUUGGGACAAGUGGAUAUUUUUUGGGAAAGAAAAGCUGUACUCCCAUUUAUACCAUUUGUGAUAAUGAAUUUCAUAUGGACAAAACAAAAUACAAAUGAUAAAUUAAAAAUAUUAGAAAAAUUACAGGUAACUAAAGCUGCAGAACUCGAAAGACAGGAAAUAUAGCUGAAAAAGAAAACAAACAUUUAAUGGCAUAUAAGAGAUAGGGAAUAUAUUUUUGAGACCAACUGCAUCCCUUAUAGAAUACUAAAGACAGGAAAAUUUUCUAAGAAAAAGGUAAACUAGACCCGAGAAAGGUAAGGCAAGGAUUUUCUCUUGACAUAUAAAGACAGAUGCCACCUCUGCUGGAAACCACUAAAUGGAUUCCUCCUAACAAGGAGGAAUCCAGUAUCUCAGUCUUGGAUUUACCUGGCUUUGUCCUUGGAAGUCCUAUUGGGGGAUGGGGCACAGAACUGGAUGGUGUCCUGUUUGAUAGAUCAUUCUGCUACCAGAUUUAGGAGAAAGGAGUGUUCUUCUAGGGCAAAGGAAGAGCGUCUUUACUGCAGUUAAUGAGAAGAAUGUUUACUUGCCCAGCUGUUGCUAUAGCAGCAGGAAGGCGAUAGGGCCAGUGAUGGAAUUCCUCAGACAGAAGAAAGGGACGCCUGGGUGUCAUUCUAGUUAGAAAAACAGGUGUAAGGCUUUAGGAGUGGGCUGAGGGAGAUGGGACAUAAAGCUCUCAAAGAGAGAGAGGAAAAAGAUCUGGUCAGCCUACAUCCUCUGCCACCAGUGUCCAAUUUGACCACGUUCUAUUGAGUCUCACCCACAAUCUUGGAAAAUGCAGCCACCUAUUUUAAUAUGGGUCAGCAUGCUUUAGGCCCAAAAGAAACCUAGAGGAAUUUUUUUUCUUUCGUGGUGCUGGGGAUUGAAUCCAGGGCCCUGUGCAUGCUAGGUAAGUGCUCUACCACUAAGCUACAGUUCCAGCCCUAGAAAUUUUUGAGGACCUGUGGAAACUAUGGGCAUGGAGUAGUACCAAACAGUGCUAAGAUAGCAAAUGGGUGGCUAUAAAGAGCCAUCUGAGAUGGGUCUUCUCCCAGCCUUUUUCUCUUCCUAACCCAAAGAGCUGGUGCUGUAUCGGAUGACAGGCACACUAUUAUACAAUUCGAAGUACCUAUGUGAUAAUGCUGCUGUUUGCAGCUAGAAGACUCUCGCCUAGGGGUAAUGAAGUCAGAGAGAGCGCGAGCGAGCAGGGAAUGUGAAAGAUCCCAAAUCUGCUCCACACAUCUGGGUAAGAAGCAAUCAUUUGAUAAGAAAUUGAAAAUUGUGCUCUCUUGAAUUCCAGAGGUGACAGACCUGAAAACAUUAAAAUUCAUUAAAAGCAUUAAAAGUUAAAAUUCAGCACAUUUUAAACUUAAAAAAAAAAAAAAAUCUGUUAGAUAGUCAGGGGCAGGGAGGUGAGGAAAGGGAAUUCCAAAGAAGAAAUUUUGCUAUCUCUGAUAGAUACUUCAAGACAAAAAGAAGGUAAGCUUAAAAAGAUUUGAUUGUAAAGUUGAGACUCCUUUUUAGAAAACUCUGGAAUCUCUACAUACCAAGGACAACAAUCAAAUUUAAAAAUCAAUGGACAUUUUCAUGUUCCUAUUCAGGCCCCAAAAGACAGAAACUCAACAAUAAUCCCCAAAUCAAUGGACCUAGAUAGGUUUCUACAUAUGUCUUAGCAUAUGGGAAGUACCAGACUCCCAGACCCCUUAGGCACCUUCAUUUUCUUGGCAUGGAGCUUCUCUUCCUUCAGGUGCUCACGAAGAAUCUCUCGAUGGUUCACCUCCUGCUCCUGUGCAAACUCACAGAGCGUAUAGCUGCGCACAGAGUUAUGGCGCUGGGCCAUGCCCAGAGAGCUACCACCCUGGCUGGGCACACUGGUGAAACCCUGGCGCCGGGCAAAGUAGUAUACAGUCACCUGGUCAAAGCGUACAUUCUUCCUCCGUAGCUGCUUCUGCCGCUUCAGGAUGGAUGUGGCUGAGAAGAGAGCACAGAAAGAAGUUAUUAACACAGAGAUGGCUUCUUUGGGGACCUUGCUUUUUUUUUUUUUUUACUCAUCUAGGCUCUU
This is a messenger RNA of Sciurus carolinensis (gray squirrel), 5229 nucleotides long. RefSeq names its product LETM1 domain containing 1 (gene Letmd1). NCBI's taxonomy places the organism in Eukaryota, Metazoa, Chordata, Mammalia, Rodentia, Sciuridae. Gene Ontology annotation, molecular function: ribosome binding. The record is from RefSeq and is a predicted model, not a curated record. Gene Ontology annotation, biological process: intracellular monoatomic cation homeostasis. Gene Ontology annotation, cellular component: mitochondrial inner membrane. The coding region runs from base 14 to 1045 and encodes 343 amino acids. The transcript is spliced from 9 exons.